Cydia strobilella is the source of this 1306-nucleotide messenger RNA. RefSeq lists its product as uncharacterized. The record is from RefSeq and is a predicted model, not a curated record. The transcript has 5 exons. Gene Ontology annotation, molecular function: 2-oxoglutarate-dependent dioxygenase activity. Lineage: Eukaryota; Metazoa; Arthropoda; Insecta; Lepidoptera; Tortricidae. Bases 101 to 1051 code for a protein of 316 amino acids.
ACUAUAGUCGCAAAAGGCAAUUUCAAAACUAUUUUAGUAUUUUAUACACUAAUAACUAUCCUUUAAAAUGUGAGAGAAAUAUUUAUUUGCAUUAGUAAUAAUGCUAAAAGCGCCCCCCAGAACUAGAGUUAUAAGAAAAGCUAUACGCAACAUACAAAAAAGUGCCAUUGACGGUGGAUUAAACGGGGUCUUACUGAGACAGUAUGAUUACGUUUGCAAUUAUAAUAAUGAAACAGCAAACAAAGUUUACAACAGGAAAUUGGUGGUGGCGAUAGUUGUAGUUUUUCUAUCGGUAGUGAUAAGCGUGAGUUUAGGAAAUAGCGUAUUAAGUGUGAGAUGUUUAUUACCUAACAAUUACCUUGUGUGGGAAGCGACUCGGCCGCUGGCAGAUUGCGCAUAUUGUGCUAACGUCACGAAACCCAUUAUAUUACGGAACGUCUCCCGGCGAGACUUUACUAACUAUGCAUAUUCAUCUAGACCUAUCAUAGUUAAAAAUGCCAUAAGCCACUGGAGAGCUACGGACCUUGACUUUUACAAAUUCAAGAGGCUAUAUGAGAAUACUGUGGGGAGCUAUGAGAGUGUUGACGAAGGAUGCCAAUUUCUUAAUUUCAAAACAGAUCUGUUUACAUUGAAGGAAGUAUUUAAUAUGCCUGAUGCCAGGGCUAGGAAUGAGCCAGGGCAGAAACCCUGGUAUGUUGGUUGGGGAAAUUGUCAUCCAGAUAUUUUAGCUAAAGUCAGACAAUAUUAUAACAUGCCAGAAUUCCUUCCUGAAGAUGCAGAGUUCCCAGCAACUGAAAAUAUCUUCUUUGGAUAUGAAAUGGGAGCUGUUAUGCAUCUGGACUAUAUUUCAAGACUGAUGUGGCAGGGGCAAGUAAAAGGUGUCAAGUGGUGGUUGAUUGCCCCAGUGCCUGAAUGUGAUGAUGUUUGCCAUAAGCUUCAGUAUUAUGUUGAACCAGGAGACAUUGUUUUUUUGGAUACCAGAUUGUGGUACCAUGCCACUAGCAUCCCCAAGGGUCAAUUCUCACUGACCGUGCAGUCUGAAUAUGGGUAAAAUAAGGACCAAUUUAUUUAAGUCACUUCUAAGUACAAAAUAAGCAUUCUUUUCUACAUAUCGACAUGCCAAAAUUUUACAAUGUUUUUUUAUUUACACUAUUUAUUACUCUUCAAAUGUUUUCUUUAUUGUAAGGUGCCAUUUUUAUGUAGUCCAACUACUAUCAUCUGCCAAAUUAGCUUUAGGUAUUUGCAAUAUUUUGUUGAUGUGCAAUUUACACUUGUCUUUAUACUCUGAAUAAACUUUUAUAAACUU